GCAAUUCCACGUUGCCACGGGAAGAGCCUCGGUCAACUGGUGGAGGAAUUUGAGGACAUCGAGGAUGAGCGGAGGGACUUGCUCAAGGAUUCCCUGAAAACUAUCGAAGUCACCGAGAACCAGAAUGCAGUGAGGUACCUGGUUCGUCUAGCAGAGGCACACGUGACAUUGGUCAGGCUCCGGAGAUACUUGCAGGCUGCAGAAAAGGUCCUCCACGCUGCCCACUCGCUCAGAUCGGAGCAUGGACUCCCAGAUGUUAGAGUAACGGUCGCCAAGAGUAGAAUCGAGAAUGAUGCCCUGAGAAACCUUUUGUCGAAGCUGUCGAAAAUCUAUUCCGAAACGAGUGACAUUCAAGUUUGGAGCAUGCCGUACAUCGUGCGAGGUCUAGUACUGCCAGUUGCUCGCGCUUUCAUUCACAGUGAAGAAAAACUCCUGGAAGUAAUCGUGAAAUUCCAGUCCGAGCUAAGUCGUGCCACCGAAAAGAAAAGCAUCCUCCUGGUCAAUUGACCGAUCCCAGACGACCACGACUCCAUUGAUUUUUCCUCCAUAUUAAAACAUGUUCUGGAAAUCUUUGAAAUACAUAUACCCCGCUGAAAAUUA
Molecule: messenger RNA, 600 nt
Organism: Bemisia tabaci
Lineage: Eukaryota; Metazoa; Arthropoda; Insecta; Hemiptera; Aleyrodidae
Source: RefSeq, a predicted model, not a curated record